Molecule: messenger RNA, 4061 nt
Organism: Musa acuminata AAA Group (dessert banana)
Lineage: Eukaryota; Viridiplantae; Streptophyta; Magnoliopsida; Zingiberales; Musaceae
Product: protein GIGANTEA
Exons: 15
Coding region: 459-3941 (1160 amino acids)
Biological process (GO): regulation of circadian rhythm; response to stress; regulation of long-day photoperiodism, flowering
Cellular component (GO): nucleus
Source: RefSeq, a predicted model, not a curated record
CUGUUAAAACAAUCCUUUUCCCCCUCUCCUCCCUUCCCCUUUUUAACUUCACAUCGUCUUCCCCAAAACGGACGCCAACCAACUUCAAGAAACAAAGAGAGAUCGAGCGAGAGCGAGAGCGCUUUGAACCCUAGCGUUAGAUCGAAGAACCCGUCGAGGGGGAUUAGAUCCCAUGCCCGCGGGUUGAAGUUCGAUGAUUCGCUUGACGAGUUUGCUCUCGAGCUGAGCUAGCCGUCGCAUCUUGGUUUGAGAGUUGGGAAUCGGUUGUGGAUAUAAGGUCGAUGCAGAGAUCAGGUCUUGUUGGUGGUGGUGGAGAAGUGUGUUGGUGGUUUGGACGCUGUCUCGGUAACGAAUGAUCAGCUUCUUGAUCGGAGAAAAGAAAGCUUCAAAGAUUGUUUUGGUUCUUGGGUUUGUCUGAUCCCUGCGAGGAAGGAAACAGAACAGGGUUUUGGUUUAUAAUGUCCAUCUCGAAUGAGAAGUGGAUUGAUGGGCUCCAGUUCUCGUCGCUCUUCUGGCCACCACCUCAAGAUGAGAACCAAAGACAGGCACAAGUUUUGGCCUAUGUUGAAUAUUUUAGCCAAUUCACCACAGAAGAGUUCCCAGAAGAUAUAACUCAGUUAAUCCAAACCCAUUAUCCGUCUCAAGAAAAGCGCCUUUUGGAUGAAGUUCUGGCUAUAUUUAUUCUGCAUCAUCCGGAGCAUGGCCAUGCAAUUGUCCAUCCUAUUCUUUCACUUAUAAUUGAUGGGACAUUGGUGUAUGAUAGAAAUGACCCUCCUUUUAGUUCUUUCAUAUCCUUAGUCGGCCAAAAUUCAGAGAAAGAGUAUUCUGAGCAAUGGGCUUUAGCUUGUGGGGAAAUAUUACGUAUAUUAACUCACUACAAUCGGCCAAUUUACAAGGUUGAACAUCAUAACAGUGAAACUGAGCGGAGCAAUAGUGGUAACCAUGCAACGACAAGUAAGCCUGUGAAACAAGAUGGCCACGUUCAAAUUCUGCAGGAACAUGAUAGGAAGCCACUACGACCACUAUCUCCCUGGAUUACUGACAUAUUGCUUGCUUCACCAUUGGGCAUCAGAAGUGAUUAUUUCAGAUGGUGUGGUGGGGUCAUGGGAAAAUAUGCGGCUGGUGGUGAACUAAAGCCUCCAACAACUGCUUGUAGUCGUGGAUCUGGAAAACAUCCUCAACUUAUGCCAUCAACUCCUCGAUGGGCUGUUGCCAAUGGAGCUGGAGUUAUUUUAAGUGUUUGUGAUGAGGAGGUAGCCCGUUAUGAAACUGCAAAUUUGACAGCAGCAGCUGUCCCUGCACUCCUGCUUCCUCCUCCUACAACUCCCUUGGAUGAGCAUCUUGUUGCUGGGCUGCCUCCUCUAGAGCCUUAUGCUCGUUUGUUUCAUAGGUACUAUGCAAUUGCUACACCAAGCGCGACACAACGGCUUCUUCUUGGACUUCUUGAAGCACCUCCAUCAUGGGCACCAGAUGCGCUUGAUGCUGCAGUGCAACUAGUUGAACUCCUUAGAGCAGCCGAGGAGUAUGCAUCUGGCAUGAGGCUUCCAAGAAACUGGAUGCAUUUGCAUUUCCUACGUGCAAUUGGCAUUGCAAUGUCCAUGAGAGCUGGUGUUGCUGCAGAUGCUGCAGCUGCUUUACUCUUCCGCAUACUUUCUCAACCUACACUGCUUUUUCCUCCUCUAUGGCAUGCUGAAGGAGUUGCUGUCCAUCAUGAACCUCUUGGUGGAUGUAUAUCAUCAUAUAAGAAACAGCUCGAGGCUCCUGCUUCAGAAGCUUCUAUUGAAGCAACAGCUCAGGGAAUUGCAACAAUGUUAUGUGCCCAUGGUCCUGAUGUUGAAUGGAGAAUGUGUACCAUUUGGGAAGCUGCAUAUGGUUUGCUUCCUCUGAGUUCCUCAGCUGUUGACUUGCCUGAAAUAGUAGUUGCAGCCCCAUUGCAGCCUCCUCCCUUGUCUUGGAAUUUGUAUUUGCCACUUUUAAAAGUCUUGGAGUAUCUCCCUCGAGGAAGCCCAUCUGAAGCAUGCCUUGUAAGGAUAUUUGUUGCUACUGUUGAAGCUAUACUCAGAAGAACUUUUCCUUCAAAACACUCCACUGAGCAAUCAAGAAAACCAAGAACUCAUGGAAGCAUGUGGUCUACCACUAAGAACCUUGCUAUCGCGGAGCUUCAUACUAUGAUUCACUCGCUGUUUCUGGAUUCUUGUGCAACAAUUGACCUUGCAUCCCGCUUGUUGUUUGUCGUGCUAACUGUUUGCGUCAGUCAUGAAGCUUUGCCAAAUGGGAGUAAAAGGGCAACAGAUUGUGGUAGUUAUUCUGCAGAGGAAAUCAUCGAGGUGCCGCAAAUUGUUAAUGGAAAAACUGCUAACAGAAACAAAAAUCGGAAGAAACAAGGACCUGUAGCAACAUUUGAUUCUUAUGUUCUGGCAGCCAUAUGUGCAUUGGCAUGUGAACUUCAGUUGUUCCCAAUGAUUUCAAAAAAUGGUAUGCACUCAAAUUCUAAGGAUUCUGCAAACAGUAUCAAGGCUGCAAAAACUACUAGAGUUGCUCAUGAGUUACACAAUAGUAUUAAGUCUGCUGUCUGUCACACUAGCCGAAUUCUUGGAAUUCUGGAAGCUCUAUUCUCAUUGAAACCAUCCUCUAUUGGUACUUUAUGGAGCUACAGUUCAGAUGAGAUAGUCGCUGCUGCUAUGGUUGCUGCACAUGUUUCUGAGUUGUUUGGAAGAUCAAAGGCUUGCAUGAAUGCUCUCUCUGUUAUGAUGCAUUGUAAGUGGGACGUGGAGAUUUCGACUAGGGCAUCUUCACUUUAUAAUCUUAUUGACAUACAUGGCAAAAUUGUUGCCUCCAUAGUUCACAAGGCUGAACCUAUUGAAGCACAAUUGGCACAUGCACAGGUACGAAGGGAUGAUCCAGCAUGUUCCGGUGGUAGAAUAUCAGUUAUUGCAAGCAGUAGCAUCUUUGAACCAGAGGAUAUUCCAUGCUCAGAAUCUAGCAAUAGUUUGUCAAGAAUACUUGUAAAGACUGACAGAGGAAUCUUAUCUACUGGCACUAUUGUAGAGACAUCAGGGAAAGGUAUUUCAAGUUUGCCGGUUGAUGCUUCAGAUUUAGCAAAUUUUUUAAUGACAGACCGAUACAUUGGCUACAAUUGUGGUGCACAAGCUCUUCUAAGAUCUGUGUUCGCAGAGAAACAGGAAUUAUGUUUCUCUGUUGUUUCAUUGCUGUGGCAUAAACUGAUUGCAGCUCCAGAAACAAAAAUGAGUGCAGAAAGUACAUCUGCUCACCAGGGUUGGAGACAGGUCGUGGAUGCAAUUUGCAAUGUUGUUUCAGCAUCACCAACAAAAGCAUCCACAGCCAUUGUUCUACAGGCCGAAAAGGAUUUGCAACCCUGGAUUGCAAGGGAUGACGAACAAGGACAGAGAAUGUGGAGAAUCAACCAUAGAAUAGUCAAAUUGAUCGUGGAACUUAUGAGAAACCAUGAAAGCCCCGAAGCAUUGAUUAUCUUGGCAAGUGCUUCAGAUCUUUUACUCAGUGCCACAGAUGGAAUGCUUGUCGAUGGCGAAGCAUGCACCCUGCCUCAGUUGGAGCUCUUAGAAGUGACAGCUAAAGCAGUUCAACUUGUCCUACACUGGGGGGGACCGGGUCUUGCAGUUGUAGACGGCCUCUCAAAUCUGCUGAAGUGUCGUUUAUCAGCAACGAUCCGCUGUCUUUCUCAUCCAAGUGCGCUUGUUCGUGCUCUCAGCAAAUCGGUUCUUCGUGACAUACUGCAUCACGGUAGUAGUUUAAAUGUGGAUAAUUCAUCUUACCAGCGCUUAAAUCUGGGCAGCAUCAACUGGCGAUCAGACAUAGACAAAUGCAUACAAUGGGAAGCCCAAAGCAGGAUUGCGACUGGUUUAACGCUUGCCUACCUGAGUGCCGCUGCCAAGGAACUGGGCUGCCCCAUCGACUCCUAACACUUGCUGAUCGCUGAAUCAUGGGAGGCCACUUUGGCUCUCUGUUUGAUAUUUUACUUGGUCAAAUAACUCGUUGAUGCAUUAACCUUAUGGAAACAAACAAGUCCCAUUUUGUUUGCU